Molecule: messenger RNA, 183 nt
Organism: Funneliformis mosseae
Lineage: Eukaryota; Fungi; Glomeromycota; Glomeromycetes; Glomerales; Glomeraceae
Source: the annotation of a GenBank genome assembly
CUUGAGGAUUGGUUUUUUCUGAAUCAAACCCAAAAUAAGACGAGGUCAAAAACGGGGAAUCAUACGAGUAUAUAUAUUCGAUGGCUUUGGGAAAUUUCUACUCCAAGAUGGGCAGUUGAAGCUCUUUACCUUAAGAACUUUAUCCAAGAUGGUACUAGGAUUUAUACUCAUAAUCCUGAUUAG